Messenger RNA from Exophiala aquamarina CBS 119918, 1665 nucleotides. RefSeq lists its product as uncharacterized. Bases 1 to 1665 code for a protein of 554 amino acids. Gene Ontology annotation, molecular function: sodium:proton antiporter activity. Gene Ontology annotation, cellular component: plasma membrane. Lineage: Eukaryota; Fungi; Ascomycota; Eurotiomycetes; Chaetothyriales; Herpotrichiellaceae. The record is from RefSeq and is a predicted model, not a curated record. Gene Ontology annotation, biological process: sodium ion export across plasma membrane; proton export across plasma membrane; regulation of membrane potential. The transcript has 3 exons.
AUGCCGGCACUGGUGGUCACGAAUUUCAACAUUGUGUGUGCUGUGAUAGGUGGCUUCAUUUCAUUGUUCGGACUUGUUAGCUAUCUAUUCAAGGAGAGAUUCUACCUUUCGGAAGCUCUCAUUUCCAUGGUGGCAGGGCUCAUUUUCUCUCCCCACGCCACAAACUUAAUCCGACCUUUAGAGUACGCAGGCGGCAUUCAAGAAAACCUCGAUUACAUUACCUUGUACUUCUCUCGGCUCGUGCUCGGGGUGCAACUCGUCAUCGCUGGUGUACAACUACCUAGUAGGUACCUAUAUACUGAAUGGAAAUCAUUGGCUCUACUCCUUGGUCCCGGAAUGGUCAUCAUGUGGCUCUCAGGGAGCCUCUUGAUAUGGGCUAUGGUGCCCAAUCUCCCUUUCUUGCAUGCUCUGGCUGUCGGAGCUUGUGUCACUCCUACCGACCCCGUUCUAUCCAACUCCAUCGUAAAAGGUAAAUUCGCAGAUGCCAACGUUCCUAAACCGCUUCAGAAGAUCAUCGUGGCAGAGUCAGGUGCAAAUGAUGGAUUGGGCUAUCCGUUCUUAUUCCUGGCGUUGUAUCUGAUCAAAUACACCCAGAUGGGAGGGGAUGGUCAGGAGGCAGGCGUUGCCACCGCAAUGGGUUUGUGGUUUGGCGAGACGUGGGGCUACACUAUCCUGCUAAGUAUCGUCUACGGGAUCGCGGUUGGUUGGCUAGCCAAAGAAUCUCUACACUAUGCAGAGGAGAAAAGGUUUGUGGAUCGGGAAUCGUUCCUUGUUUUCGCCAUUUCGCUCGCCCUCUUAAUCACGGGUACCGCAGGGAUGAUUGGCAGUGACGAUUUCCUGGCCUGUUUUGUGGCUGGAAAUGUCUUCACAUGGGAUGACUGGUUCCGACUGGAGACUGCAGAUGAUUCACUCCAACCGACAAUCGAUAUGCUAUUGAACAUUUCGGUCUUUUCAUGGUAUGGCGCGAUCUGUCCGUGGGCCUCGUUCCAAUUCAACGACAUUAUACCACUGUAUCGCCUAAUCUUCCUGGGAAUUCUGGUUCUGCUCUUUCGGCGAAUGCCCAUGGUGUUCGCCUUCCACAAAAAGAUACCAGAGAUCGAGCAGUUCCACCAAGCUGCUUUUGUGGGCUAUUUUGGCCCUAUCGGCGUCUCCGCUGUAUUCUAUCUCUACGUCAGCGUUAAUUUUCUGCGCCGGAUUCAAGUGGACGGGCACAUGCGAGAAGAUGUGGCACGGUUGGAAGAGGUGAUGAGAGUGGUGAUCUGGUUUCUAGCAAUGUGCAGCAUCGUUGCCCAUGGAUUGUCCAUUCCGCUUGGUAAAAUGGGUUAUAAUACCGGAAGGACAAUGUCACAAGCUCUAAGCAGUGAAAGAGAGGAUGAACCAGGCCCGGCAGGUUUGAGGCAAGAGAAUGGCGGCCGUGGCUACCAAUUACGGCGCAGGAGGCUUCGCGGACAGCAGAAUCUGGAACAAGGUCCGAGUGCAGAAGUGUUUCGUCUCGGACGGACAACGACAACCGGUGCCGGAACUCAGCAAGCUGGGCUCGAAGCAUCAACCGAACAGGAACCGAGCCGGCCAGUUCGCUUCAUCGAUAGCGAACCGCCCACGGCUAGCCCAACCCCUGUUGAAGAGGGUCCCGCUGGUGGACGUGAUGAGCAAGGACGAUGGUGA